Messenger RNA from Periophthalmus magnuspinnatus, 1093 nucleotides. Its product is annotated as ubiquitin-conjugating enzyme E2 2-like. NCBI's taxonomy places the organism in Eukaryota, Metazoa, Chordata, Actinopteri, Gobiiformes, Gobiidae. Gene Ontology annotation, cellular component: nucleus. The coding region runs from base 349 to 795 and encodes 148 amino acids. The record is from RefSeq and is a predicted model, not a curated record. The transcript has 8 exons. Gene Ontology annotation, biological process: protein polyubiquitination; ubiquitin-dependent protein catabolic process. Gene Ontology annotation, molecular function: ubiquitin conjugating enzyme activity.
UUUCCCGUCAGAGUGAGACCUCCUCUUGCUCCGUGUGUGACAGCUGCUCGCCCGCUCGGUGAUUGUCGGUACCGGAGGACAUUUUGAGCCCGUGUGGUCGGUCAGCGCCGCGAUCUUGUCCCUGAUUACACCCGGAGCUCGGGCUUUGUGUUUCUAGCCGCCACAAUCCGCCCGUAUCGCAGUCUGAACACGCUCCUGCCGCCGCUGUCUCCUCGCCAGUGUUCACCUUAGCACCGUUAGCACAGUCCCAUGCUAGUGUUGUUAGCCCGCUAGCUCCGCUCUUCCCCGGCCUGGCCUCCGCUUCUCCACCUGCUCCUGCUCAACAGCCGGCCCCUCGGCGCAGACACAAUGGCUUUAAAGCGGAUUUCUAAGGAGCUAACGGACCUGUCCAAAGACCCUCCGGCGCAGUGCUCAGCUGGACCAGUGGGAGAAGAUAUGUUUCAUUGGCAGGCCACUAUAAUGGGUCCUCCUGACAGUCCAUAUCAAGGAGGGGUCUUCUUUCUCACUAUUCACUUCCCCACAGACUACCCCUUCAAACCACCCAAGGUGGCCUUCACGACCAGAAUCUACCACCCCAACAUCAACAGUAACGGCAGCAUCUGUCUGGACAUCUUGAGAUCGCAGUGGUCUCCAGCACUAACAGUCUCAAAAGUCCUAUUGUCCAUCUGUUCUCUGUUAUGUGACCCCAACCCUGACGACCCUCUAGUGCCCGAGAUCGCCCGCAUCUACAAAACCGACCCUGCUAGGUACAACAGACUAGCCAGGGAGUGGACAGAGAAGUACGCCAUGCUGUGAGGAUACAACAAGACAGCUCAGGACUGGACCCAAAAAUAUGCCAUGUGAACCCCGCUCCCCCACCCUCCUCUUCACCUUUGCGUUGACCUUUGACCUCUGGGUUGUCCUGACGAUGAAAUGCUUUGGAAGUGUGUGCUUUUCUUUUCUUGGGGACUUUUGGUGUGUUUGUGCCAACACGCAGGAGCCCGCCCUCGCGCUGCAUGUCUCACAAUCAUGUUUAUUUAAGUUGUUCUGGUUUUUAGUCGGAGAGCCGCUGUCACAGGAUUUUAUCAGUCAAUAAAACUGGCUCCAAAAUGGC